AUUGUGAAACGAUAUAGAAGAUAGCAGUAAACACGCAUCACCGCGAGGAUGGUCACGCUAACAUGCUCUCUCCGUAACCUUUUCUCAAACGCUCGCGGAUAUUAUUAUCAACGUUCAUAUGGAGUACUUACCGGUCAACAGCACACAAGCUCGGACUCAAAUCAGUACAAUGGACAGCUGUACACAACUCACAUCCCAACCAACCCUGUCCAGAAAGCUCUUUUGGCUGUUGGUUCUGGAGUGGCCGCCCUACACAACCCCUACAGACAUGAUAUGGUUGCAGUGCUUGGGGAGACCACCGGGCACCAGGCCUUGAUCAAGUUACGGGACAGGAUGAGAAAUGACCCUGAAGGCUGCACUAUUCUCAUAGAGCGUCCUAGGAUCCGUCUGUCUACACUGGACCUCACUGGAAUGUAUGCUUUGCCUGAUGGGUCGCUAGGAAGAGAGUAUCUCCGUUUCCUAGAAGAAAAUAGAGUCACCCCCGACUCGCGGGCUGAUGUGAAGUUUGUAGAUAAUGAGGAGCUAGCGUACGUCAUGCAGCGAUAUCGUGAAGUCCAUGACAUGUUACAUACUUUGCUUGGCAUGCCCAUCAACAUAUUGGGUGAGGUUACUGUGAAGUGGUAUGAAGCUGCACAGACUGGCUUGCCCAUGUGUAUUCUUGGUGCAACACUUGGACCCCUCCAUCUAUCUGUCAGUCAUCUACAGAUGCUGCUUCAGUCUCUGGGACCAUGGGCCCUGCGCAGCGGUAGUCGUGCCCGUUGUGUUCUGAGCAUCUUCUAUGAACGCCGCUGGGAGCAGAACCUGGAUGAGCUCAGACAGGAACUGAACAUUGAGCCACCACCUCUUAAUCUUUUUCAAACCAAGAAAAAUACAUCCUGUAACUCUUAACUAACCUGUCCUGUAACUGUUAUAAUAGAAGGAAAUGCUAGCUCAGUCAUCAAAAAAUGUACAUAGAUCCUACUGGAAAAAAUAUAUAAUCUCGCUGUUUCCUUCUUCCUUCUAAAACAGGAAAUGCUGCCUGAAAAUAAAAAGUGACCACAUCAAAAAAACA
Myxocyprinus asiaticus (Chinese sucker) is the source of this 1051-nucleotide messenger RNA. RefSeq names its product ubiquinone biosynthesis protein COQ4 homolog, mitochondrial-like. NCBI's taxonomy places the organism in Eukaryota, Metazoa, Chordata, Actinopteri, Cypriniformes, Catostomidae. The transcript has 7 exons. Gene Ontology annotation, cellular component: mitochondrion; mitochondrial inner membrane. Gene Ontology annotation, biological process: ubiquinone biosynthetic process. The coding region runs from base 49 to 888 and encodes 279 amino acids. The record is from RefSeq and is a predicted model, not a curated record.